AUGGUCCCCAUCUGGGAGGGCACAGACAACCUGCAGGACCUGCCUGCCAGUCUGCUGGCCUGUGGGAUCUGCCAGGCCUCCGGCCAAAUCUCCAUUGUCCCAUUCACAGGGCUCGAGGGAUUUGAGAGCUAUCUGGUCCUCAAGCAUGUCCCUGAGGGCGCUCAGGAAUACAGCUGGUACCGGGGUGCCCGUGACAGUGAAGAAGAUAAGAUUGUUAGCUACAAACCUCCCUCCAAUUCCUGGCAGCCUGGGCCCAUGUCCAGUAGCCGGGAGAACGUGACCAAGACGGGUGACCUGGAGAUCAAGCAGUCUAUGUUAUCCGACGCGGGGAACUACACCGUGCGGGUGACCCUCAGCAGCGGGACCCAAAAAGCAACUAGCUGGCUGGCGAUUCAAGAAUGGGUGGGCAAACCCAACAUCUCGGCCAACGCCACAUCUGUGGCAGAGAACCUGGAUCCCGUGGUCGCCUUCUGCCACACCAACGUCACCAACACCACCAGAAUCCAGUGGUACAUGAAUGCCUUAAAGGUGUCCAGCAAUGACCAGGUGACGAUUUCCCCGGACCGCAAGGCCCUCAUCAUCCACCAGCUCAGCCGCUACGACUUCACAAUUCAGUGUUCCAUAGACAACGUCCUCGAGAUUCCUCAGAAAAGUGACAUUAUCUUCCUGACUGUGGCCUAUGGGCCCGACAGCGUGAUGCUGAAUAGCACGCCCUCCGCACUCGGCGGCGUCCUGUCUACCGAGGUGGGCUCCCAGGUGCGGAUGCAAUGUUCCUCCACUUCCCGCCCGCUGUCCACCUACCGCUGGACCCACAACGGCUCCUUCCUGAGCUCAGAGGCCAGCGUCCUGCUCCCGCGUCUGACCUGGGAGCAGAUGGGCAGGUACAGGUGCUUCGUGGAGAACUCGGUGACCCAGCUGACCAUGUACAGGGACAUCCGGAUCCAGAGGCCCUGUAAGUGUCCUCUCCUUCCAGGGCAAAUGCCUGUUAUUAGAACAGGUUUCUACCUCUCAGGACCCUUAGUGGUGUUUUUCAUUGUGAUGACAGUCCUGGGCAGUGUCUACCUCUGCGGAAUCCUGAUCUACAUUCUGAUCAGCCGUUUCUCCACCAGGUACUUUGGCCAAAACCUCCAAGUCAUUCUUCAUUCCUCCUUUCUCAUUGCCCAGUCCUCCCCUCCAGCCCGCGUCUUCUGCAAGUCCUACGGAGUCUACCUUCAAAACAGAUCCAGAACUCAGUUCCCACCCCCAUUCAGUCGUCUCUUCCACUGUCAUCUCUCACUGGCUAUUGACUGCCCCAUAGCCUCCUCCAUGGCCUCCCUGCCCCUGCCCCUGCCCUUGUAG
Miniopterus natalensis is the source of this 1338-nucleotide messenger RNA. NCBI's taxonomy places the organism in Eukaryota, Metazoa, Chordata, Mammalia, Chiroptera, Miniopteridae. The record is from RefSeq and is a predicted model, not a curated record.